AUGCCUCCGCUAAGUCCGUCAACCCCAAACCCUGACCUCCCUGGCUUCUAUGACCCCGACACGUACAGUUCUGUCCAGCCGGGCACAAACCCCGAAGCCUUCAACAGGCUCCACAACGAGCCGAAGCGCGACAAUGUCGAUGACAACCUCUCAAUGCCUCGCUGGGCAGUCUGCCUCAUAGUUUUCAUCGUGGUCUUGGGCUUCUUCCUCAUAUUGAUCAUCUGGCUUCUCUCGCGCAACCGCCGUUUGAAAAUGGCCCGCGUCAAUCAAGAUGUUGAGCUCGAGUCGUGCGGUGGGCGCUCUCAUACACCUACACCCAGCCUUCCAGAGCUGUACUGGCCAGGCGUUUUCCCUCCUGCGCCUGCGUCGCCCGACUCGGACGCCACUGUCUUCCCUAAGGCUGGCACGCAGCGCGUUCCUCAGCAGCCUCGCGUGCACCUAGACAAGAGCCUUCCAGAUAUUCCUGCACACACUUUCACAGAUGCAGAGGACGAUGAAGAUUGGGAAACAGUCGCGCCGCUCACCCGCGACAACACGUUCAACGACGCUUUCGCCCAACACCGCCUCGACCAGGAGCGCCGCGAGAACGAGCACCGUGACAAGGAACGCCGCCAGAAGGAACGCCGCGAACGCGAGCGCCUCGAUAACGAACGCUCCCUGAUGGAGGCUCUGGCGCGCAGCAACCAGCGCGAGCGUCGCGGAAACCCCUACGAGCUCAGCCCCGAGCCUGCCUUCAACUAUGGCAAAAGCCCCGAGCCCGAGAGCAACGGCGGCAGCAAGAAGAACUCGCCGCAGCUGCACGACAUGAAGCCGCACGUCAACGAGAGCUAUGCUCGCUACCGCAGCUACCGCAUGCAGCUGAGCGACACGGACAACGACACUGAUGUCAUCCUCGCCUCCGACACCAACACCAUGGGUCCGCCCACGACGGCCACGACAUCCAAUACGGGCGCUAGCAACCCAUACAGCAACAGCAGCGGAGGCGGAAUGAUGCGAUCCAGCCGCGACCGCAGGCGCCUGGAGCUCACCGGAGGCGGCGGACGUGAUGGAGACGAUAACGGCUACGCUACGCACCGUGGCUUGCUGCGUCCACCUCAGCCAGCUCGCCUCGCCGCCGAACGCAACUUCGUCCCACCUGCAGUCAGCGGCCAGCAGUUCCCAAGCGAUCAAUCGGAGAUGGACAACUUCACCGAGGCGAUGAUCACGGAUGAUCCGUUUGUGUCAGGCGGAAAGAUGAGUACGCGCCAGAGGAGGUAG
Messenger RNA from Lasiodiplodia theobromae, 1257 nucleotides. RefSeq lists its product as uncharacterized. The transcript has a single exon. The record is from RefSeq and is a predicted model, not a curated record. The coding region runs from base 1 to 1257 and encodes 418 amino acids. NCBI's taxonomy places the organism in Eukaryota, Fungi, Ascomycota, Dothideomycetes, Botryosphaeriales, Botryosphaeriaceae.